AACAAAGCAACGUCUGUUUGUUGUAAUAACAAACAAACGUAUAAAAUACAUGCGAAGGUGUGCACGAAAACAUUUCGUUCUCGUUCAGUCUUAUUACGAGCAACCACUGUAACCCCAAAAAACACAGAUGUUCUUGCGCGACUGAUGUUCCGAAUGACAACAUUACGUCAUCAAAAAUGGACAGCUGAGUUCCUCACAUGUCGUGUUUCGAGCAAAUGGAUUCUUCGUUUGGUAGUAACUAGAAAGCUUCUGUUGACUGAAAUCACAUGUUAUAGAUGUCUCUAUGUGUUACCGUUCACUUAAGACUGUUAACAUUAAGUUGCGACAUUUUCCAGAAAACUUACAGCGAGUUUACGGAACAGUGAGACGUUAUUUGCCUACAAGAUGCGAACUUACACCAAUAUUAGCUAACGUCGCUAGCAACUGCUGCCCUCCUGCCGACGUUUAAAGUUAAGAUACCACUAACGUUGACGUUAAGUUCCAUUGUUGGCGCUCUAGAUAUUCUCUAGCGACUCGUUUUUAUGUAACGUUAACAGAUCAUUGUUGGACGGCUUCAUUAGACACCAUGUGUCAGGUUGAUGAGGAAUACAAUGCUUUACUGGAGAGUAGAUCCCUGCCAGGGGUCUCAAGGAAGUGUAUGAAGUGUAAAGAAGGCACGGCAGUGUUGAUUAUUAGAGCCGGAGAUGCAUUUUGCAGGGGUUGUUUUAAGGAGUACUUCAUACACAAGUUUCGUGCCAUGCUGGGUAAAAACCGUGUAAUCUUUCCUGGCGAAAGGGUUCUCCUGGCUGUGUCCGGUGGAUUGGCAUCAAGUUCCAUGUUAGCCCAAGUCCAAGAGGGUUUAAGUCGAGAUGCUCACAAGAAAUUGCGAUUUGUACCUGGACUUAUCUACGUGGAUGAGGGGGGUGCCAGCGGGCAGAGUCUGGACGAGCGUCAACGGGCAGUCACGCAGCUGGAGCACCUCUUUCAGACCACCGGCUUCCCUUACCACAUCGUCGCCUUGGAGGAGGUCUUCACACUUCCCACCUCAGUCCUGGAAGCUGUGUCGGCCAUUUCAGAAAGCUCCGCGUCCAGCUACAAGACUGCAGUGGACCAGUUCAUCCAGAAUGGAGGAGACUCUGUUGGACUCAGAACCCAGGAACCAGACUCCUCACUGGCAGAUGCUGUGGCUCAACUGCGAACACACGAUGGUCAGCCAUCAUCAUGUAUUCCCCCUGCUGACCAAAGUCAGGCCCUAGAGAGACUCUUUGCCUCUGUGAAGACACUGACCGCCAAGGAGGACCUCUUACAGACUCUCCGACAUCACCUGAUCCUGCACACGGCCCGGCAGAGGGGCUACUCCAAGGUGAUGCUGGGGGAGAGCUGCACCCGGCUGGCCAUCAAACUGCUCAGCAGCAUCUCGCUGGGCCGGGGCGCCGCACUGGCCAUGGACACGGGCUUUGCAGAUUCGCGCUUUGGUGAUGUGGUCAUCGUGCGGCCGAUGAGGGACUACUCCUCUAAAGAGAUCGCCUUCUACAACAGGCUCUUCUCUGUCCCCUCCACUUUCACUCCCGGACUGGACACCAAGACGUCCGAUAAAGCCAGCAUCCAGAGACUGACUGAGAGCUUUGUCACCAAACUCCAGGCCGAUUUCCCCUCCACGGUCAGCACCAUCUACAGGACGAGUGAGAAACUCCAGACCGCUCGUUCUGGCCAGACGAGCGACGCCGAUCCAGCCAGCAAGUGCCUUCUGUGUCUCUGUGCCCUUGACACCGCCGUCGAGGAGGCCUCUGCCUUCAGCGCCACGCUCCUGUCUGAGAGGCUCUCCCAGGGGAUAAAGGCAGCAGGCUCCAGCCCCCCUGCUCCUGCUCCUGCCCCUGCCCCAGUGCUGGGCUCAGACUCGGGGUCCGCAGGCCAGAGCUGCUCCUCCUCAGCCGGAGGCUCCGGGGACGGAUGCUGUGGAGGAGGAGGAAGAGGAGGAGGCUGCUGCUGUUCUAGCUCCAGUGUGAGGCUGCCUGUGAACAGUGAUCUGAAGAGUCUCUUGUGUUACAGCUGUAGGCUGACCAUCAAAGACAUGACCUCAGUAGACACACUGCCCUCAUAUAUAGGGAGUGAAGCAGAGAGGCGAAAGAGGAGACUGGAGAUGAGGAAGGAGAUCAGUGAGUUUCUGCUGGAUGAAGAUGAAGAUGGAGACGACGAGCAGCUGUGCUGAAGAUGACUCAGCCAAGAAUAUCACAUCACCAAAAUACUCUGCUGCGUUCAGACUGUUUUUUAAAUAAUCACCAGAAUCACUUUUAUGUACCUUUACAUUUGCCAGUUUUAAAAACAGAGGCUGUCAGUCUGGCAGCAUAUCCAAAACAUUAUUUAUUGCUUAAUUAUGCUUUCAGUGGUGUACAUUUUUAAAUGAACGAUGAGCAUAAAAACAAUGUUACUGCUGCUCCUAUGUGCCUGGAUCGUGAUGAAUGAAAUAAAACUCAAGACAUUUA
Alosa alosa (allis shad) is the source of this 2462-nucleotide messenger RNA. It is a transcript of the gene ctu2, whose product is annotated as cytosolic thiouridylase subunit 2 homolog (S. pombe). Gene Ontology annotation, biological process: tRNA wobble position uridine thiolation. The coding region runs from base 566 to 2188 and encodes 540 amino acids. The record is from RefSeq and is a predicted model, not a curated record. The transcript is spliced from 15 exons. Gene Ontology annotation, cellular component: cytosol. Gene Ontology annotation, molecular function: sulfurtransferase activity; tRNA binding. NCBI's taxonomy places the organism in Eukaryota, Metazoa, Chordata, Actinopteri, Clupeiformes, Clupeidae.